AUGUCUGAAGAAGGAAAACAAAAAUCAUCAAUGGUCUCUUGUGACCGUGUUGAUGAUGGCACUGUUCGUGUGAACGACGAUGCUAUUCAACGCCUCAACGUCGCCCGCACCGACGUUGGGCAGCAGGAGGAGGAUGCCCGGCUUGCAACCACAGCCGAGAAGACAAUGACCGUCCGACAAGCAGUCCGCUUGUAUAAAUGGGCAAUCAUAUACUCAAUGGCUAUGAGUUUAGCUGUUGUUAUGGAAGGUUAUGAUCUUGCAGCCAUGGGUUCUUUCCUCGGCUACGACCAAUUCCGUCAGCGCUUUGGAACAGAGCUUGAUCCAGCUGGCAACCCUAGAAUUUCACCUGCCUGGCAAGCGGGAAUCCAAAAUGGUGUACAAGCAGGCUCUAUCAUUGGCCUCUGGGCUAACGGUUACAUCUCAGAGUGGCUUGGCUACAAGAAGACCAUGUAUGGCGCUCUGCUCGCGUCCGUCAUGUUCAACUUUCUCCACUUCUUUGCUCAGGAUCUCGGCAUGCUCGUCGCUGGUUCGGUGCUGCUCGGUCUACCGUGGGGAGUUUUCCAAACCCUCACAGUCACGUAUGCUUCGGACAUUACUCCCUCGACUAUCCGCCCUUAUCUGACCACCUACAUCAACCUGUGCUGGGUGAUAGGCCAACUAGUUGCAGCGGGCGCACUUCGCGGCUGCCAAUCUCUCGGCAACGAUUGGGGCUGGAGGAUCCCCAUCGCUAUCCAAUGGGUCUGGGUCCCCUUUAUCUUCCUCGGCGCCUAUAUGGCUCCUGAGUCGCCCUGGUGGCUCGUACGCAAAGGCCGCUACGAAGAAGCACGGCAGUCGCUUGUCAAGGCUACAACACCGCAGGCAGAUGUUCACUUCGACCCCGACCAGGCACUGGCGCUGAUCAGGCAUACCAAUGACCUUGAAGUAGCGAUGAGCGGCGGUGUCAACUACCUCGACUGUUUCAAGGGCGUCGAGAGACGCCGUACAGUUAUUGCUUGUGUUGUCUGGCUUACGCAAGCGUUGUGCGGUGCUGCUAUGACAGGCUACUCAGUACAAAUUUUCCGCGAGUCUGGUCUUGACGAGGAAGGUGCGCUCAAUCUCAAUAUCGGCCAGUACUGCCUCGGUGUUGUUGGUACGAUCGGAUCUUGGUUCCUGCUUCGUCAUUUUGGGCGCAGGACGUUAUAUGUCUAUGGUUUGAUCAUACUUUGUGCCUUCCUUAUGGUCAUCGGCGGUCUUGGAGUCAUCUCUCGUAACAACACAAGCGCGGCGUGGGCAUUGGGGAGCAUUAUGCUGGUGUAUAACCUCUUCUAUAACUUCACCGUCGGUCCUGUAUGCUAUGCCAUUGUCGCGGAAAUGUCUUCAACUCGCCUGAAGAUCAAGACUGUCGUUCUCGCACGCAAUGUCUACAAUAUUGGAAGUGUCUUCAACAACAUCGUUGUCCCACGCAUGCUCUCCCCAACAGAGUGGAAUUGGGCUGGCAUGACCGGCUUCUUCUACGGCGGGCUCACUGCUCUGCUUAUCACCUUUAUGUGGUUCAUGUUGCCAGAGACUAAGAGGCGAACGUUCGCCGAACUCGACGUUCUUUUCGAGAACAAGGUGUCUGCAAGGAGGUUUGCGAAGACCGACGUUGAUCAGUUUUCGGGACACAGCACGGUCAUCAAGAUUGAUAGCAAUGCUGGGAGUAGCAGCAAUGGCGAGAAACCUGUUGCGCUCAGACGUGAGGUAGUCUGA
This is a messenger RNA of Ascochyta rabiei, 1728 nucleotides long. RefSeq lists its product as uncharacterized. Lineage: Eukaryota; Fungi; Ascomycota; Dothideomycetes; Pleosporales; Didymellaceae. The record is from RefSeq and is a predicted model, not a curated record. Bases 1 to 1728 code for a protein of 575 amino acids. Gene Ontology annotation, cellular component: membrane. Gene Ontology annotation, biological process: transmembrane transport; carbohydrate transport. Gene Ontology annotation, molecular function: carbohydrate:proton symporter activity. The transcript has 3 exons.